AUGGCGUCGCGCGACAUAGUCACAUCAAAGGCAUCUUUUUCAUUUGUACAGACAUUGCUAAAGGCUAUGGCGGGGAAUUUUUAUGUUUGUAUGGCCAUAUACCUUCAGAUAAUGGUUAAACCACUUCAUGUGAAAUUUCUCAUGAUGCUAUUACCUGUGUUUUCCUUUGUUUCACUUGGAUUUACCCACUCUGUAGCAGAUAUGACUGUGCUAAUAAUUGGGAAGAUUAAUGGUGCGCCAAUUCCUAUGAAGGAGCUCGUAUGGAAAGUAUUUCUUCCAGGAGCAUUGGGGAACAUGAUUGGUGGCUCCUUUUUUGGGAUAGUUAUAUGUUGGUAUUUACAUUUAUAUGUUGUCGAAAGGGAUAAAAAGGAAUUGAACUUGCCAGAAUACGAGUUUAGAGAUGAACAACCAGAAUUGAAUCAAGAUUCAAGAGUUGUUAGGCAGAAGAAACCAAUAUAUGAUGAAGAUGUGGUUCUAAAUGAAACAGACCCCGAAGAACAGUAUGUUGAUGAACAACCUGAAUUAAAUCAAGACUCAAGAGUUGUUAGAAGAAGAAAACGACGACCACAUUUCAACGGAAAUUAUGUUGAUGAUGUUGACAAUGAACAGUUGCUUGAGGAAAAGGAAAACGUAAGUCCUCCUGAAAGUUCUUUGAGCUCGGAAAACGGUGGAGAGCAAUAUAACCCAGUCCCAUUACUUGACAAAGUAACCACGAACUUGUCAAAAAUAAAAACUCGUAACACUAUCAAUAGUAUGUCGUCACUGAAGUCAGCAAGAUCUCCCAAGGGACUCUUUCCAGUUUAUGGAAUGGGGCCACCUUUGGCUAGGGAAAGGUCCAUUGCUGAUGGUACAAAUAUAAUUUACAAUACAAACAAAGAUAAUGGCAAUGAUGGUGAUGCUGUUGGUGAUAACGAUGAUGAUGAUAACGAUGAUGAUGAUGAUGAUGGUGUAAAUAGUGCAGAGUACAUUGGCACCAAGUUGAAAAAAAUGGUUACUAAUAGGUCGUUUAGGUCACGAAGAGCAUCUGAUUUGGAGUCAGAGCCAGUAAGAACUAAAAGUCUAAGUGGAAUAUCGCGAAUCAUGUCUAAUCGUCCUACAAAGACCACUUUUGUCCAACCUAUUGAUCCUCCAACACUCAUAAAACCGAAGGAUCUGAAAAAUGCCAAUGACGACGAACUAGAUAUAGCCGAUCUUGAGCCGACUACAAAAUAG
Lodderomyces oxycetoniae is the source of this 1212-nucleotide messenger RNA. RefSeq lists its product as uncharacterized. The record is from RefSeq and is a predicted model, not a curated record. NCBI's taxonomy places the organism in Eukaryota, Fungi, Ascomycota, Pichiomycetes, Serinales, Debaryomycetaceae. Gene Ontology annotation, cellular component: plasma membrane. The transcript has a single exon. The coding region runs from base 1 to 1212 and encodes 403 amino acids. Gene Ontology annotation, molecular function: high-affinity secondary active nitrite transmembrane transporter activity. Gene Ontology annotation, biological process: transmembrane transport; nitrite transport.